UAAGUAAUUAUUUUACCAAGUGUUAGUUGACACGAUAAUUUAAAAUGGCACCAAAGAAAGGCAAAGGGAAGAAAGGUCCCCCUGAGUCAGGAUGGAUGCCUGGCUUUGGGACCAAAGGCACAAUGACCACAUACUUCCAGUACCCGACCCCUGAGCUGCAGGAGGAGCUCCGCAAGAUCGCCCAGGCUAUCGUAGCCCCCGGCAAAGGCAUCCUCGCUGCUGAUGAGUCCACCGGUACCAUGGGCAAGCGUCUGCAGGACAUCGGUGUGGAAAACACCGAGGAGAACCGCCGCAAGUACCGCCAGCUGCUCUUCAGCACUGAUCCUGCCAUCUCCGAGAACAUCUCUGGCGUGAUCCUGUUCCACGAGACUCUCUACCAGAAGGCUGACGACGGCACCCCCCUGGUCGGUCUGCUGGAGAAGCGCGGCAUCAUUCCCGGCAUCAAGGUCGACAAGGGUGUCGUCCCGCUGUUCGGGUCUGAGGACGAGUGCACCACCCAGGGUCUCGAUGACUUGGCUCAGCGUUGCGCCCAGUACAAGAAGGAUGGCUGCCACUUUGCCAAGUGGCGUUGCGUUCUGAAGAUCGGCCGCAACACUCCUUCCUACCAGGCUAUCCAAGAGAACGCUACUGUUCUGGCCCGCUAUGCGUCUAUCUGCCAGAGCCAACGCAUCGUACCCAUUGUGGAGCCGGAGGUGUUGCCCGAUGGUGAGCACGACUUGGACCGCGCGCAGAAGGUGACCGAAACCGUGCUGGCUGCCGUCUACAAGGCUUUGAAUGACCACCACGUCUACCUUGAGGGAACCCUCCUCAAGCCUAACAUGGUGACCGCCGGCCAGGCCUGCAAGAAGGCGUACACCGCCACCGACAUCGGCCGCGCUACCGUCACCGCUCUACUGCGCACCGUGCCCGCUGCCGUUCCCGGCGUCACAUUCCUAUCUGGCGGCCAGUCCGAGGAAGAGGCCUCCGUGAACCUGAACGCCAUCAACACCGUUGAACUGAAGCGGCCCUGGGCCCUCACCUUCAGCUACGGACGCGCUCUGCAGGCUUCCGUGCUCCGCGCCUGGGGAGGCAAGCAGGAGAAUGUGCUGGCUGGACAGCAGGAGCUGCUGAGCCGUGCUAAGGCUAACGGCUUGGCCGCCACCGGAAAGUAUUUGGCCGGAUCUAUCCCGUCACUGGCUGGAAGCAAAUCUAACUUCGCCAAUGGACAGGCGUCUCAGGGCAAAUACGUGGCUGGAUCAGUUACAGGUGCGAGCGGCGAUUCCGGACUUUUCGUCGCCAACCAUGCCUAUUAAAAAAAAAAAAAAAACUUUAAAAAAACAAUUGGAACCGGCCUAAAAAACCGGUUAGGUAUUCAACGAUAUCUGAAUCCUUAUUCCAAAGGCCAUAGAGCACAUGACAUUUUACCGCCAUUUUCAAAAUGGCCGGCUUGGCGCGAAAAGUCAUUAUAAGCGUAAACUUAGUUUAAGGUUACUCGAAUAAUUUAACCUGUUUCAUAAAGAUGUUGUCCUUUUGGGAAUAAGCUGUAGUCAUGUAUUAUCAAUUUGAGAUUAGUGUAGAUUUACCGUAUUAUUGGAAAAGCUUCAUAUAUGUAGCUAAGUAAUAUAUCUCACGUUGUUAUGGGUAUAAAAUUUUAGAAAAAAUUAUGUUGAGAUUGUAUAGAAAAUUUGGUAUAACCAUCGAUUUAUUUAUAUACAGUGAAAUCACUAUAAAUGUUACAGUUGUAUUUAUUUAUGGAUUUAUACGUAUUUUAAUUUUGAUAAAAUCAAUUUUAGGUUGUAACGUAUUUUGAUAAUUUAAGAGUAAUAUAUUCUUGAUCAAU
Molecule: messenger RNA, 1819 nt
Organism: Leguminivora glycinivorella
Lineage: Eukaryota; Metazoa; Arthropoda; Insecta; Lepidoptera; Tortricidae
Gene: Ald1
Product: fructose-bisphosphate aldolase
Exons: 10
Coding region: 45-1292 (415 amino acids)
Biological process (GO): glycolytic process; fructose 1,6-bisphosphate metabolic process
Cellular component (GO): cytosol
Molecular function (GO): fructose-bisphosphate aldolase activity
Source: RefSeq, a predicted model, not a curated record